GCCUGUCCUCGUGGAAACUGUUCCUUUUCGCGAGUGAUAAAGUCUGUCCGUUCUUCAGCGUGCACAAAAAAGCCUUCGGAUCGAACACGAUGCCGCCGCCACAGCCAUCUGGGGACGUCCUGGUGGAGCCCCCAAUCAUCGAGUUAUCCACCGUCUCCAGCGCCAGAAGUAUCCACAAUCCAGGGUCUGCAGGGCCUGGGAACCCCAGAAACACAGACCCAAUCCAUGCCCUUCAUCAGACGUCGACAAAACAAUUCGUUAUCAUCGUCGCAUCCUCCUUCACGAUCAUCUUCACCUGCUGUGGUCUCAACUUCGCCUGGGGGGUCUAUCAAGCCCUAUAUGAAAACCUCUCCAAACAACCCCACACCCCAUUCACCGGGGCAACCCCGGCCGAGAUCGACCUGAUUGGCACCAUCUCCUGCUCGCUGAUGACCAUCGGAGCCCCCUUCAGCGUGGCCUGGGCGAAAGCAUUCCCGCCGCGGAUGGUCGCCUUUACGGGGGGAUUCGUGUUUGCCGUGUCCCUGGUGCUGGCGAGCUUCGGCCAGUCACUGUGGCACUUCGAGCUGUCCCAGGGGGUGCUCAAUGGCCUAGGGACGUGUCUGUGCUACAUGGUGGCGGUGACGAUUGCACCGCCCUGGUUCACGCAGCAUCGCGGACUGGCGAUGGGGAUAAUCCUGGCGGGGACGGGGGUCGGGGGCCUCGUAUGGGCGCCAGCCCUAACCGCCAGCGUCGAGCACCUGGGCUUCCGCAACACCCUACGGCUGACCGGGGCGGUCUCCUUCACGCUGAUCUCGCUCAGCAGCAGCGCGAUGGCCUGGGAUCCCGUCAGUCGACACCAAAUCGCCCUCGAGAACGCCGCCCGCCGCCGCCACCGCAGCAGCAGCAGCAGCAGCAGCAGCAGCAGAACUCGUCGCAUGCACGGGCUGCUGCUGAAGGUGCCCCUGGUCGACUGGCGGGUGGCGCGAUCCCGACGGUUUCUGGCGCAGGCCCUGGGGGCGAUCUUCCAGGCGGCGGCCUACUACACCCCGGUCUUCUUCUAUGCCUCGUACGCGCAAACGCUGGGGUACAGCACGACGGCCAGCGCCAACUUCAUCGCGCUCAGCAACGCCUGCAACGCGAUCGGCAAGGUGCUGAUCGGCUACCUGGCCGACCGCGUGGGUCGCCUCAACGCCCUGUUUCUCACCACCCUGCUCAGCGCCAUCGCCACCGUCGCCUUCUGGCUCCCCUCGACGCUGGCCGGGGUCUCCGCCCAGUCCAAGGCGCUGUUCAUCACCUUCACCGUCCUGUAUGGGGUCUUUGCCAGUGCCUACGUCUCGCUCUUCCCCGCCAGUCUGGUUGAGCUGUUUGGCGCCCAGAACUUCGCCUCCGUCAAUGGGGUGCUGUACAUGGUGCGCGGCAUGGCGACCAUGAUCGGUACUCCCGUCGGGGGCGUCUUGAUUCGCAGCUCCACUUCCUCCUCCCCGGGGGCUUUCAAGAAUAUGUCUCUGCUGGUCAGUGUGCUGCUGUUCGCUGCUACGAUGUCGGUGUUGUGGGUGCGGCUGGAGGCGUUGGUGGGGGUCCAUGGGGCGGGUAGUAAGUGGCAUAGUUGAUGUUGUUCGGGCGGGGGGUUGGAUGAUAUAGGGCUACGCAGUGGGAGAAGGGAACAUACUGUGGGAAUGAGUCGGUGGAGUGCGUGGACUGUCAUCAGAGGAGUCCAGAAUCCAUACCAGCGAGAUAGAGAGAGGGCCAGAAAGCGGCGCUGGUGGGCGGGAAUGAGGAGGCUACGAGUUAUCUUGACUAUCGACUGUUGAAGAGCCAUGUUACCAUUAUAAUGGUCAUUUCCAAAACUUGUUAAGUAUGGAUGUUGUUUUGUAGCUGUUACACGGCAAACUGCAUUCUUCUAUGGUCUGGCCUUUCUCGUGGAUUGUCGUAGUUGG
Molecule: messenger RNA, 1916 nt
Organism: Aspergillus saccharolyticus JOP 1030-1
Lineage: Eukaryota; Fungi; Ascomycota; Eurotiomycetes; Eurotiales; Aspergillaceae
Product: putative MFS monocarboxylate transporter
Exons: 2
Coding region: 90-1589 (499 amino acids)
Biological process (GO): transmembrane transport
Cellular component (GO): fungal-type vacuole membrane
Molecular function (GO): transmembrane transporter activity
Source: RefSeq, a predicted model, not a curated record